This is a messenger RNA of Closterium sp. NIES-65, 2700 nucleotides long. The record is from the annotation of a GenBank genome assembly. NCBI's taxonomy places the organism in Eukaryota, Viridiplantae, Streptophyta, Zygnematophyceae, Desmidiales, Closteriaceae.
AUGCUCCUUUUCUUUGUUACAUUCUCCAGAAAGUUCAUACAAGACGCCAACAAAGCAGACUCCACCAGCACCACUCCCGACGCCAGUACCGUCCCCAGCAUCAUGAGUGGCUGCGGCCUGGGCGGCGGCGUUGACUCGGACGACCCGUUUGACUCAGAAGAGUCAAUGAUGGACUUCCCUGUGCCGCCCAUGCCCGUGCACGAGAUCAUGCGCUGCCUGCACUCCUCCGCUGCUGAAAUGGCCGCCGAGGACGGCAACCCUGAAGGCGUCGUCCCUGAUGCCGGCAACAAUGGUGCCUCUGAUGGCGCUGGUAACCCUACCACAUCUGGUAACCCUACUACUUCCGGUAACCCUGCCUCUUCUGACCGUGUUCGAGCCGCUACUGGUGCGAAGGACGAUCAACGUGAGGCGGCAUCAGCAGGGAAGGCGGAGGGCAAUCCCCCGCUGAGGAGGACUGCUUCUUCCACCAGCGCGUGUCUCCCGGGCGCCGCGCCUGCUGGAGCAGGGAUGGAGGCAGGGCGGGAGACUGACAGCACUCCCAUGCAGGCAUCCACCUGCGCCUCUCCUCGAGGCUCCACUGCUGGUGUCAGCCCUACCGGUUCCACCCCUGCUGGUGCUGCAGGGCCGGCUUCAGCGGCCUCGUCAACCGAUUCGUCGCCGCUUGCAGCGGGUGCUACUACGAAGGCGGGGCAGGUAGCUGAGUCAUCCAGUGAUCGGGCGGACAGCAGGAAGUGUCUGGACGAGCACAACAAGGCCAUCAGGUCCCUUCUAUUCCUUACUCCUCGACUUUUCCUCCCCCUCCCCAACCCAUCCUCCUCCUCCUCUCCUCAUCCUCCUCCUCCUCCUCCUCCUCCUCCUCCUCCUCCUCCUCCUCCUCCUCCUCCUCCUCCUGCUGCUGCUGCUGCUGCUGCUGCUGCUGCUCCUCCUGCUCCUCAACUCUGGUGCAUGCUCGUGUUUGCCCAUGCCAAGCGGUGGAGGGAGCAGAAGCAGAAGCGGCAGCUGGGUGCAGCCGAAGCAGGUGGGCCGAAGUCAAAGAAAGCACGGCACAAGCAGCAGGAACAACAGCAGCAGCCGCAAGCGAAGCAACCGCCACUCCAGCAGCAGCAGCAGCAGCAGCAGCAGCAGCCACAGGGCCCACUCCAGGUGUCGCCACCAGUGGCACCCCAGGUGCAACAGACGACACCACAUCAGAUGUUGCUUCAGGUGCCACAGCAUGCACCAGUUGUGCCCCAGCAAGCAUGCACCCGCUCGCAUCCUCCUCUUCUGCGCAUCAGCCAGCAUUGUCCCGCAAUCCUUGCGACUCACCCUCCCACUCCCCACCCUCCGUCCCCCUGUUCCCAUCCCACUGUCCCUCAUCCUGCCCCUUUUACUGCUCCUCUCACUGCUCCUCACGCUACUCCUACCACUGCCCCUCACACUGCCCUUCACACUGCCCCUCCCACUGCCCCUCACACUGCCCUUCACACUGCCCCUCCCACUGCCCCUCACACUGCCAUUCCCACUGCCCCUCCCACUUCCCCCCACACAACCCCUCCCUCUGCCUACCACCGCCCUCCACAGCAUCCCUCCCUUCACCCUUCCCUUCAGCCCCCCCCAAUUCCACACCACCAUCUGUGUUACACUUCCCAGCAGCAGCCCCACCAUUGCUCAGACCCACAGUGUACUUGCAAUACCCCUCUCCACCCAUCUGCUGCACUUCUAACCUACCCAGAACCAUCAGAACCGAACGCUUCUUGGUCUACUACAACUACCCAGCAAGCACCUGCUGCAGAUUUUCCAUGCCCAUCUCCCGUCCCUUAUUGCGCGUCCUCCAUCCCUCCAUCAUCACAAGUCCGGGAAAUAUUUAUUCACUGCAGCCCAGCAGUGGAGGAAACCACGGGAUACCUAGCUCUGUUGCAAUCUCCUGAAGCUGAAUCACCUGAUAAGCACAUGCUACAGCAGAGUGGAUUCUGUGCAACACAAAUCCAACGCCGCGGAUCUGCUCGUCAACAAAAGGCGUAUCUCCAAUCAACGGCCCAAGGGAACAGAGGUUCUGCAGUCGUGUAUGACACACAGGUGAACGUUAAAGAGGAGCUGGGUUGGGAGGUGCAGCAGCUGCAGGAGCGGUGGGAGAAAGCUUCUGAGUCGCCUCUGAAGCAGCAGGCACCGAACCGAGAGGGGACAGAUAGGCAGCAACAGGAAGAGUCACAGUGGGAGGCUCAGAAGGACGCACAGCAGCAGGCACAGCAGCAUGCACACGGGCAAGAUUCAGUUCUGCUUGACCCUUCCUCUGCCUUCCCUGUCAACCCUUUCACUUCCCUGCAUCCUUCUCCUCAAGGAGAAACCUUUCCUCUGUCAUCAGUCUCUGACUUAAAGCCCUGCAGCCGAGCCCUCAUCUCUGCGGCGUUCCAUCGUGACAUGUUCGAGACAAGCAAUCAGCUCGCUGGGUCUGGUAGGAGCAGCGUGGCAGAAAGCGAGUGGAGCAUGCAUGAAGAGGCGGGGAAAGAGGUGUUUUUGGAGGAGAUUGGACUCAGUAAGGCACAACUCAGUAAGGCACAUAGUGUGGAUGGGAGCGAGAGCAUCAGCUGCUUCAUGCAUUUUGAUGAUUUUCUGGGCACAAGCCCGGGUAGGGAUGCAUGCAGUGGCAGACCGGAGCAGGAAGGCAAAGAGAGGCUUCAGAGUGCUCAUUGGUGGGAUGACCUCUUUCCAGAACUCUUGUAG